UGCCUCUAAUAUAAAUACCCCCCUUCCCCCUCCCACACUCCUGUGAGUGUGUGUCUCUCAGUGGGGCUGUGAGUGUGUGUCUCUCAGUGGGGCUGUGAGUGUGUGUUUCUCAUUGGGGCUGUGAGUGUGUGUUUCUCAGUGGGGCUGUGAGUGUGUGUCUCUCAGUGGGGCUGUGAGUGUGUGUCUCUCAGUGGGGCUGUGAGUGUGUGUCUCUCAGUGGGGUCAGGCUGUGAGUGUGUGUCUCUCAGUGGGGCUGUGAGUGUUUGUCUCUCACUGGGGCUGUGAGUGUGUGUCUCUCAGUGGGGCUGUGAGUGUGUGUUUCUCAGUGGGGCUGUGAGUGUGUGUCUCUCAGUGGGGCUGUGAGUGUGUGUCUCUCAGUGGGGCUGUGAGUGUGUGUCUCUCAGUGGGGCUGUGAGUGUGUGUUUCUCAGUGGGGCUGUGAGUGUGUGUCUCUUAGUGGGGCUGUGAGUGUGUGUCUCUCAGUGGGGCUGUGUGGCAGAACGCUGGGAGGGAUGGAGCCAUUUUCUUACAGAAUGAAGAUCUGAUGUUGCUGCUGAUAAUCUUCUAUGGGAAUGAAGCCCCGCCCACAGCACAAGUGACUCCUGAAUAUUAUUGCAGAGCCCAGUGCAUCCUGGGGGAUCCAGAGAAGGUCUCAGGAGCGCUGAUUGAUGUGGCCAAGCACCUGGGCAAUCUGAAGUACAGAGUGUGGGAGAAGAUGCUGGGGACUGUUCAAUACACUCCUGUGACUCUGGACCCAAACACAGCAAAUCCCGACCUCUCACUGUCUGAGGAUCUGACCAGUGUGAGAGGCAGUGGUGAGAGACAGCAGGUUCCUGAUAAUCCAGAGAGACUUGAUUGGGGUUGGGUGCUGGGCUCUGAGGGAUUCAGCUCAGGGAGACACUGCUGGGAUGUAGAAGUGGGGGGUGAGUACUGGCGGGUGGGUGUGGUUAAAGAGUCCAUCAACAGGAAAGAGCGUGUGGAUCUGAGCCCAGCAGGAGGAGUGUGGAGUAUAGUCCUGUGCAAUGGGAAAUACUAUGCCAGGACCUUCCCUCCUACACUCCUCACAGUGCAGAGGGACCUCCAGAGGGUCAGAGUGCAGCUGGACUGGGACAGGGGGGAGGUGUCAUUCUCUGACCCCUGUAACACUCCUCUCUACACUUUUAAACACUCCUUCAAUGAGAGACUGUUUCCAAUCUUUAUGGGGAUUGUGCGGAUCUGUCCACUGGCUGUCUCUGUAAGUGUAAAAUAGCACUGUGGGAUUGUUUCUAAACAUCAGUUGCAGUCAAAGGACUGUAUUUGAUCAACUCAGAGCAGGUUUACUACAAAUGUUAUAAACAAAAAAACAUUACAAAAUAUUGUCUAUUUGAAAUGUAAAUAGAAACAUUGUAUUGUGCUUGAUGAGAAAUGUCUAAUCUCUCUGAUAUAACCUCAGAAUGUUAUUACUGAGUAAUUCCUGUGGUAUAUGGUGGUACUGUAAGUACACUGGUGUGUGUGUAAUGAGUUGGGGUGUAAUAAAUACACCAGUGGAAUCA
Conger conger (European conger) is the source of this 1531-nucleotide messenger RNA. RefSeq names its product zinc-binding protein A33-like. The transcript is spliced from 2 exons. Gene Ontology annotation, molecular function: protein binding. The coding region runs from base 544 to 1248 and encodes 234 amino acids. The record is from RefSeq and is a predicted model, not a curated record. Lineage: Eukaryota; Metazoa; Chordata; Actinopteri; Anguilliformes; Congridae.